UGGAUGCAGUAUAUAAAGAGGGGUUUCAGUUAGUAUGGAGAGGUUUCAGUAUAUAAAGAGAGGACCUUUAGUAACUACAGCAGUUGUAAUUCAACGACGUCGUAGAUACAAUCGUCGUAUCUACAAUUGUGAUUCUUCACAACAUCUCGUCAUUAUGGACACUUGGAUACUAUUGUCGAUUUUAGCAGGCACCAUCGCUGUCUAUUAUUACUGUUUUAAGGAUUUAAAUUUCUUCAAAAAACAUGGGAUUAUUCACUUAACACCGUGGCCUGUCCUGGGCAACAUCGCGCCAACGGUUCUCCGCCAGUUAUCGAGGGCCGAAGUUAUUAAAAAAAUUUACAAUCUGAAUUCAGAUGCCAAAUAUGUCGGUUUCUUCGACAGCAUGAAUCCAAUAGUGAUGAUUCGCGAUCCGGAUCUUAUCAAGUCGAUCGGCGUUAAAAAUUUUGAGUCGUUUCCUGAUCAUCGCGCUUUCAUCGACGAAGUUAAUGAUCCUCUAUUUGGCAAGAAUUUAUUUUCGCUUCGUGGUGAUAAAUGGCGAGAUGUCAGAACUCUACUAAGUCCCGCUUUUACAUCUAGUAAAAUGAAAGCUAUGUUUAAGCUAAUGUCUGACUGUGCUGCCAAUUUUACCGAGUUCCUUGCCAAGUUACCUUCUGACAAAAGUGUUAUGGAAAUGAAAGACUGCUUCACCAGGUACACGAAUGACGUAAUCGCAACCUGCGCCUUCGGGAUUGGCGUUGAUUCUAUGAGAAAUCCUACCAAUGAAUUUUACGUUUACGGAAAAGAUGCCACUACUUUUAACACUCUACGCACUAUAAAGUUUUAUUUCGUCAGAAGUAUGCCUCGUAUCACCAAAAUGUUGGGUAUUAAAUUCGUUGAUGAUCGUGUAGGUAAAUUUUUCAAGGAUCUCGUGAGGAACACCAUAGAUACCAGAGACAAGCAGAAUAUCAUACGUCCAGAUAUGCUGCAACUCAUGAUGGAAAGUAGAGGGAAAAGAGGACCCGGAAAAGAACUGACGAUCGAAGAUAUGACUUCGCAAGCGUUCAUCUUCUUUUUUGGUGGUUUCGAUACCGUUUCUACCUUGAUGUGCUUUGCUGCUCACGAAAUUGCCGUUAAUCCAAGCGUUCAGACAAAAUUGCGCGACGAGAUAGACGAGGUUUUAAAGAAAACGAACGGAGAAUUAACUUAUGAAGCUUUGAACGGAAUGCAAUAUUUGGAUGCUGUGAUUAAUGAGACUCUUAGGAUGUGGUCUGUGGCAGUGGCUAUAGAUAGAUUAUGUGUACAAGAUUUUGAGCUACCGCCAGCACUUCCCGGAGAUAAGCCCUUCGUUGUGAAGAAAGGAAUGUACGUUUGGUUACCUAUAUAUGGUAUUCAUCGGGAUCCCAAAUAUUUCGAAAGACCGGAUGAGUUCUAUCCCGAACGUUUUCUGGAUGAAAAUAAGAAAAGGUUAAAUAUUAAUGCAUAUUUACCAUUCGGAAUCGGCCCGAGAAUGUGCAUAGGUAAUAGAUUUGCAUUAUUGGAGACCAAAGUCGUGAUAUUUCAUUUAUUAGCUCGUUGCGAAUUAAAACUGUGCGCAAAGACUUGCCAUCCCUUACGAUUGAGCAAAACAAGUUUUACCAUGUUAGCGGAGGGAGGGUUCUGGCUAAAGAUUCAGUUGAGAAGAGAUGCUCAUAUUAAUAUAUCUACAAACAUUAAUGGUAAUGCAGCCAAUGGUCAUAUUUAAAUUUGUACGAAUGUCGAUAAAAUACUUUUGUAAAUAUAAACCCAAUGCAAUUCUAUUUCAAUGAGAAAUAAUACUGGAGAAAAAUAUACGUAUAUAUGUAUUUGUAGUGGAGAUGUUUGUAUAAAUUGUAUAAAAUAGUCUUAUUCUAAAGUAACGACGCAAAAUAAUAUAAGAUAUUACUUUUCUUUGUAUAAUCAUCAAAACAAUGAAACUUAUAGAAUAUUAAUCAUACAA
Camponotus floridanus (Florida carpenter ant) is the source of this 1954-nucleotide messenger RNA. RefSeq names its product cytochrome P450 9e2-like. The coding region runs from base 35 to 1720 and encodes 561 amino acids. Gene Ontology annotation, molecular function: oxidoreductase activity, acting on paired donors, with incorporation or reduction of molecular oxygen; monooxygenase activity; iron ion binding. The record is from RefSeq and is a predicted model, not a curated record. NCBI's taxonomy places the organism in Eukaryota, Metazoa, Arthropoda, Insecta, Hymenoptera, Formicidae. The transcript has a single exon.